Coprinopsis cinerea okayama7#130 is the source of this 1716-nucleotide messenger RNA. RefSeq names its product high affinity methionine permease. The record is from RefSeq and is a predicted model, not a curated record. The coding region runs from base 1 to 1716 and encodes 571 amino acids. Gene Ontology annotation, biological process: amino acid transmembrane transport. The transcript has 14 exons. Gene Ontology annotation, cellular component: membrane. Gene Ontology annotation, molecular function: L-amino acid transmembrane transporter activity. Lineage: Eukaryota; Fungi; Basidiomycota; Agaricomycetes; Agaricales; Psathyrellaceae.
AUGUCGUCCACAGACGAAAAGCGCGAUUACUCUGAUGAGAAGGGUGUGGUCAGCACAGUCUCUUCAGACUCCCUGCCGUCCUAUGAGGAUGCAGCUGUUACCACAGGCGCGCCCACCGAAAAGGUCAGCCCGCUAGGUUAUCAUGUCGACGCUAUAAGUGUCAUCUUCCUGAACAUUAGCAAGAUGAUUGGUACUGGUGUCUUCACAACUCCUGGAUCCAUUUUGAAGGGAGUGGGAUCUGUUGGACUUAGCUUCAUCUUCUGGGUGAUAGGCUACUUCUUUGCCGGGGCUCAACUCGCGGUCUACCUGGAGUACGUUGCCUACUUCCCACAUCGCUCCGGUGCCGAUGUGGCUUAUCUUGAGAAGGCAUAUCCUCGGCCUCGGUUCCUUCUGCCCACCGUCUUCGCUGUCCAAUCCGUCCUUCUGUCCUUUAGCAGCAGUAAUGCCAUAGUCUUCGCCCGAUAUGUCCUCGUUUCAGCAGGUGUCACAGAAACGACAUGGAACCUUCGAGGACUGGCGGUGGGUGUCUACACCGUCAUUGUUCUGAUCGGUAUCGCAAGCACAAAAUGGUCCCUUAGGAUAUCCAAUGCAAUCGGUGUCGUCAAAGUGGUCACCCUCCUCUUUAUCGCCAUAACCGGUUUUGUCGUACUGGGAGGCCAUACCUCCGUCGCAGACCCGAAGGCAAACUUUAGGAACGCUUUUGAAGGAACCUCGAGCAACGGCAAUGGUCUUGCAACUUCUCUUGUGAAAGUUAACUUCGCCUAUUCUGGAUUCGAGAAUGCUUUCAACGUUGUGAACGAAGUCAAGAACCCUAUCAAAACGAUGAAGAGAUAUGCCCCCAUCUCCCUCACUGCUGUUUUUGUCCUUUAUAUGUUUGCCAAUGUUGCCUAUUUUGCGGCAGUGCCCAAGGAGGAAAUCAGAGAAUCCAAGGAACUCACAGCAAGUCUAUUCUUCAGAGCUGUCUUCGGCAACACUAGCUCGGUGAGGGCACUUGGUGCACUGGUUGCUGUCAGUAGUUUCGGGAACAUGUUGGCUGUCGUCAUCGGAUCUUCUCGAAUUAUCCGAGAAUGUGCAAGGCAAGGUGUCAUUCCUUAUCCUCAAUUCUGGGCCUCUACUCGUCCAUUCAACACCCCCCUUGGCCCCUACCUCAUCAAGUGGUUGUUGACCGUCAUUGUCAUCCUCGCCCCUCCCCCUGGAGACGCAUUCAAUUUCAUCGUCAACCUCCAAUCUUACCCUGCCAAUGUUUUCAGCUUCUUGCUUACCCUGGGUCUUUGGUUUGUGCGUAAGCGUCGCGCGGCCAUUGGAGCGCCUCGCGGAGAAUUUGUAGCAUGGAACGCCAUUCUCGUGUUCACUAUGGCCGUCAACGUUUACCUGCUUGCCUUACCCUGGGUUCCCCCAGAAGGAGGCAUCUACGCUGGUGACGUUAGCUUCUUCUAUGCAACAUACUGUAUCGUCGGUCUUGCCAUUCUUGGUGUUUCCGGAGCCGUUUAUGCGCUCGUGAUCAUUAUUUUGCCCAAGUAUGGCAACUACACCAUCCGCCAGCUUCUCGAGCGUCUUCCUGAUGGUGCCCAAACGAACCGACUUGUCAAAGUUCCCAACGACCAGCUCGCCGAGUGGGAUGCCACGCAUGAUGAACAUGGCGAUGUUAUCGAUCCCAAGACUGGGAAGCCUAUUUACCAAGAGGGUCAAGCUUCCCAGCCUCCUGCUUCUUACUGA